CUGCAGCUGGUGUACCCCAGCGACUUCCGGCUCACAGACAAGGAGAAAAGCAGCAUCUGCUACCUGUCCUUUCCUGACUCCCACUCAGGUAGGCGACCCCAACUCUCCCUGGCUCGGGCUGAUGGGUGAGAGGAAGAAGGUGGGGAGGUGAGGCCAUCGAGGAGCCCCUGUGGCCCAAGCCAGGGGCAUCACAUCCUGUAAACGCCAGCCCCUCCUCCUUCCGUGGAGACACCCAGAGCCCCACAACACAGCAGUGGCGGCCUGGUUCCCAUUUUUCGUGUGCACGGGGACCAGCGGGGUCUGGUCUCCGUCACCCCACCACAGUAACCUCCAGGAUCUGGGUCCCAGGCUCUGCUCUUCCUGGGGCCCAGGUGUCUGGGUAAGCUGAGCCUGCCCUCACCGUAGUCUCCCCGAUGCCCACCUGUGCUUGGACAGUAGGCUGCUGCUGGUGCUUCUGGGUGCAGACUUUACCCUGAAACUCUCAGGUGUAGGAGGUAGGACACAGGGACUUCUGUAGGGAGAAUCAGGCCCAGCGGGUGGGUGGGGCUUGCUCUCUGGGCCCUUAUAGCCCAGCAGAGGCCGGCCUCAACGGCCGUCACCCCCGUUCCUGCUGUCCCUGCCCCCAAAUGGUGGCAGGAAAUGCUCCAGCCCUGACAUGGCAGCAUGGUGGGGGCUGCCUCCCUUACCCAGGCUGCCUUGGGGACACGCAGUUCAGCUUCCGAAUUCGUCAGUGUGGAGGACAGAGGAGCCCCUGGCCCACCGAUGACAGACACUAUGACAGUGGGGCCCCCGUGUCACUGCAGGCAGGUGAAGGACAGCUCCAUGAAGAGGGGCUACUUCCAGAAGUCGCUCGUGCUGGUGUCCCGCCUGCCCUUUGUCCGGCUGUUCCAGGCACUGCUGGGCCUGAUUGCCCCCGAGUUCUUCGACAAGCUAGCACCCUGCCUGGAAGCAGUGUGCAAUGAGAUUGACCAGUGGCCGGCCCCCGAGCCCGGGCAGACCCUGAACCUGCCUGUCGUGGGCGUCGUCCUGCAGGUGCACGUCCCGUCCAAGGUUGACAAGCCUGACUGCAGUCCUCUGAAGCAGUGUGGCCAUAAGAACCUGCUGCCUACCCCGCUGGUCCUUAGCAGUGUCCAUGAGCUGGACCUGUUCAGGUGCUUCCAGCCAGUGCUGACCCAGGUGCAAACGCUGUGGGAGCUUAUGCUCCUCGGGGAGCCCCUGGUGGUCCUGGCACCCUCACCCACCGUGUCCUCGGAGAUGGUGCUGGCCUUGACCAGCUGUGUGCAGCCCCUCAAGUUCUGCUGCGACUACCGCCCUUACUUUACCGUCCACGACAGCGAGUUCAAGGAGUUCACGACCCGCACGCAGGCCCCACCAAACGUGGUCCUGGGAGUCACAAACCCUUUCUUUAUCAAAACACUCCAGCACUGGCCCCACAUCCUCCGCAUCGGGGAGCCCAAGCUGUCAGGGGGUCUUCCUAAACAGGUCAAGCUGAAAAAGCCCUCGAGGCUGAAGACCCUCGAUACCAAACCAGGCCUCUACACUGCAUACACGGCCCACCUGCACCGCGACAAGGCACUGCUCAAACGGCUGCUCGGGGGCCUGCAGAAAAGGCGGCCGCCAGGAGCCCUGGCCGCGCUGCUGCGGACGCACCUGCUGGAGCUCACGCAGAGCUUCGUCAUCCCGCUGGAGCACUACAUGGCCAGUCUCAUGCCCCUGCAGAAGAGCGUCACGCCCUGGAAGCCUCUGUCUCAGGCCCCUCCCCAGAUCCGCCCCUUCCACCAGGACGACUUUCUGCGCAGCCUGGAUCACGCGGGACCGCAGCUCACCUGCAUCCUCAAGGGUGACUGGCUGGGCCUCUACAGGCGGUUUUUCAAGUCCCCCCAUUUUGACGGCUGGUACCGGCAGCGGCGUAAAGAGAUGGUGCGCAAACUGGAGGCCCUGCACCUGGAGGCCAUCUGUGAGGCGAACAUCGAGACCUGGAUGAAGGACAAGUCCGAGGUGGAGGUUGUGGACCUGGUCCUGAAGCUUCGGGAGAAGCUGGUGCGGGCACAGGGCCACCAGUUCCCCGUGAGGGAGGAGACGCUGCAUCGGGCCCAGCUGAACAUCGAGAUGGUCAUCGGCUCCCUGCCCAAGGACCUGCAGGCCGUCCUGUGCCCCCGCUAGGACAGGCUGAGGGGCAUGGUCCAGGGGCCUGGGUGCCCCUGGGGGCCUGGGUCUGGCCAAGCUCCCUUCUCCCCAGUAAGGGGCAGCCCCAGCCAAGCACACGCUCCGCAGCCCAAGCUCCCUGUUGUUCUCUGGCUUGCCCCUCACUUCCCAGCAGCACUGCUGUCCAGCAGUAAAAGUGGCAUGUGGAACCACAGUCUAGCUCCUGACUGUUGGCAGAUCGUAUGUUGGCUGGAGUCUCACCUCCCCCUGGGCCCCACCUGCCCUCUACAGGGUUGCAGGCUGGUGGGGGGGGGGGGGGGGGGGGAGGCGGGGCUGGCCGUGAGCCCUUGCUGAUCUGGGCCUGGGGCCAGCGCCCCCUCCAGGCACCCAUCUGCCCCAGCCUGGCGCAGCCCCAGGAGGUGCAUUUGAUGUCCCGUAGCCCCACCACGCUGCCCAGGCCGGGACUGGAGGAGGCAGCUGACAAGC
This is a messenger RNA of Hipposideros armiger (great roundleaf bat), 2631 nucleotides long. RefSeq names its product DENN domain containing 6B (gene DENND6B). Gene Ontology annotation, molecular function: guanyl-nucleotide exchange factor activity. The coding region runs from base 664 to 2163 and encodes 499 amino acids. The transcript has 17 exons. The record is from RefSeq and is a predicted model, not a curated record. Lineage: Eukaryota; Metazoa; Chordata; Mammalia; Chiroptera; Hipposideridae. Gene Ontology annotation, cellular component: recycling endosome.